AUGACAAAUCCUGGAUGUAAGGAUGCGCGCACGCGUCAUUCCCACUCCAAUGCAAUGCAGUACUUCGAUGAGACACCAACCUCGGACUGGUCCCUUCGAGGAUAUGUCGACUAUUUGCACGCAAACCAUGGGAUCUCUACUAGCUCACGGCAGUCUAUUUACAACACCUAUAAUAACGUAUUAAACCGUAUUUCGACAUCUGACAUAUUCAACAGACGCAAGCGUGCGUCGUCACUACUCUCGUCAUUCAAACAAGAUAGAUUGUCAGUGAAGAAACUUUGGAAUGAGAUAGAACAGCAGGAGGAAAAGGAAAGACAUUUUAUGAUCAUGACUAGCUUCGGCAGACGCGAGAAGCGUGCUUUAGCAGAGUUAGAUACAGUAGAAGUAGAAGAACGACUUGAAGAGAGGAGAAAGAAGAGUAAAGAUGAUGCAGAAGGCAGACAACAAGAAUAUAAUAAGAUCUCACAAGAGCAUGAUGAAGAGUAUGACGAAGAGGUGGUUGCAGGGACGAUCGUUGACGAAUGUGAUAUAACUGAUGAAAAAAAACUAGAAUUACAUUUCGAGACUUCUGAAAUAAAAUCAAUACAAAAGAGUAUCAAAAAAGCUAUCGAAAGGAGUACCAAUGAAUUAGAGACUAAACUACUAACAUGGCAACACUAUAUGCUUAAGAAAGUAGAAUCCGGAGUGUAUCGUCCAAGCCAACAAAAUAUUCAUAUUCUAUUAGUAGCAUCAUCAAUAUUCUAUUUUCAGCGAAAAAACGAACGGUCGUAUAUCGAUUAUUUAACAGAAAAUGAAACUUCCCAAGUUAAGUCGCUUGUUAUCCCAUGCUUCGAACAGAUCGAAAUUCCAGAUGAUAUAAAGUUGUUUGUGGAUACAAACAAAAAGAAAUUUCGACGAGAUGCUAUUGAAGAGCUUGAAACAUAUAUCAAGGAAUAUUCCAGCAAACAACAACAACGUGGUGGAUAUGUAAUCAAAGCGUUCUGUAGAUUACUUGAGGAGUAUGUAACGUGGGAUCUUUCAGUUUGUAUGGAAAAAUUAACCAAGGGAACUUAUAUUGUGGACUACUUGGGACCUAUCUUUAAUAAGACUAUUCAUUAUUUUAAUUAUGUUACCACACAUUCAUGGAUCAGCGUCGAGUCUAAAUCUUCCAAACUACGUAGGCAUUCUGCUAAGGGUCGGAUUCCGGAUUAUAUGCUUCACAAUAAACAUAAUACCCGUACAUCUGUUUAUAUGGAAGUUACAAGUCCAAGACGUGAAGAUGACAACAUAAAAAUUCAUUGGGAUAUAUACAGGGGUUCUAUACAUGCUAAAGAUUCGGUGGACUUUGAUAUAAAGAAAUAUAAUAUUCAGCCAUCAUCUGGAAAAAAGAUUGUAAUCUUUAUCAAUGGAUACAAGAUGGUUGUCUGUGUGAUGAAACUUCAAUAUCCAGGCAUCUAUUUAUUGGUUGAAGUGGCCGAUUGUACAAUUCCGAAGUCUAUUCGAGAACUAGAACACAUAAUGAGACUGCAUCAGAUUUUAAUAAGCAUCAGGUUGCGUGGUGCCGCGUUGCUCCUUGCAAAAGGAAAUGACUACUUAGAGCAAUCUGCCAUCACAACCCAAGUCCAGAUGAUACAGUCACUACCCGGCGAAGGCAACGCAGAAGAGAGCCAUGAUGGUCAAGGAGAAGACGCACUCAGUUUUCCACUAAAUAGUCUGCAACGAGAAGUCAAUUUUGACGAUAAAGCCCAAUAA
This is a messenger RNA of Paraglomus brasilianum, 1731 nucleotides long. Lineage: Eukaryota; Fungi; Glomeromycota; Glomeromycetes; Paraglomerales; Paraglomeraceae. The record is from the annotation of a GenBank genome assembly.